This is a messenger RNA of Trachymyrmex cornetzi, 1609 nucleotides long. RefSeq names its product androgen-induced gene 1 protein. Bases 312 to 1028 code for a protein of 238 amino acids. The record is from RefSeq and is a predicted model, not a curated record. NCBI's taxonomy places the organism in Eukaryota, Metazoa, Arthropoda, Insecta, Hymenoptera, Formicidae. Gene Ontology annotation, cellular component: membrane; endomembrane system. The transcript is spliced from 6 exons.
UCGAUUGUGGCAAGCACAUCGUCGUCGUCUUCGUCUCGUCAAUCACGACGCUGCAGCUGAUCGUCCGCGACUCGUCUCGGUCCCGAGUUUAAUCAGUUUAAAUAUAAUAUUAAUGCGAAGUCAUCCCGCUGAUAAUCGUCUAACGUAUCACGUCGACGUUGCUAUCGAACUUUUAAUAAUACGCGCCGGUUCUGUGCGGGCAGUCGGUCGGUGUUUGAUUGUCAGUGCACAUCCGACGGCCACGACUUGAUACGCGACGCGACGCCAAGGGAGUGGUCAUUAUCGACGUAAUAAGCGAGAAUUGCAUCAAGAUGCCACACGUUCUAAAGACCUUGUUCCAUCUGGUCAGUUUAGCGGUUUACAGCUUCACAGUCUAUUACACCUACAAUGUAUUACAUUUUCCUGGGUACAAAAAGUUUAACAAUUUCGAUCCUGGCCAAAAUAAAUUCUUAACGGUGUGGAAUUUGAUUCUGCAAACGAUAUUCUUCUUGAUAUGUCUUCUAAACGAUUUAUUCGGCACAAAUGCUAUAAACCCCAAGAAGCCGCCUUUCACGCGGAAGUUGAAAGAUCACUUCCAUGCGAGUCUCGGGUUUCCGCUUGCUAUGUUCGUCGGCGUGACUUUCUGGGUGUUAAUGUUCGUGGAUCGUGAACUGGUAUUGCCGAAGGCACUGGAUCCGUACUUCCCGUGGUGGUUGAACCACUUAAUGCAUACAAUGAUCAUGGUGACGACAAUGUUAGAAAUGAUAUUCGUACCACGGCAAUAUCCUAAGCGAUCUCACAGCCUCGGAAUACUCGUUAGCUUUAUGCUCACGUACUUAGUCUGGGUACACGUAAUCUACUAUAAAAGCGGCGUCUGGGUGUAUCCCGUGAUGGAUGUGCUGACUCUGCCGCUACGGAUUGUGUUCUUCGCCGUGCUACUGACGUUCUGCGUAAUCCUAUACUUCGUCGGAGAGACUCUGAACAACAUCAUCUGGGGAAAAAAAUACGUAGCGGUAACGGAGAGCGUGGAGCCAGAUUUGAAAACGUAGAAACGGCGGAUGGACGAGAGGGAAUCUUAAAUGUACCGAUCGUAAUGUACCGAUCAUCCGGGGAUAACGUUGCUGAGGACAUUUUCUUGCUACAAGUGAGAGAAGUGCCUUGGCGAAAUCUAGUACGUUUACGGAAAGAAGAUUUUGAACUUCGACGAAAAUAUAUGAUUAUCCAUGUAUGAUUAUUGAGUAUAGUUUAAUUCAGCGAAUAAUGUAAUGAUACGUAAUGGCCUAGAAUUGAUCGCAACAUAUAUAUUUUCCUAGAAGUUUUAUUAAAUAUGUUUAAUGGACAGAGAGACUCUUGGCAUCUGUUUCCUGCCAGAAUAUAGUUUAAAUUAAAACAUGUGGCAUCAAAUAAAAAUUAUGUAUUGUUUACAGAAUGUGUCUCGUGAAUGGUUCGUUACGCUACAUAAAAAAUAUAAAUGAUAAUAAUUUAAUUUCUGAUUUUUUUUGGAAAAACGAAAAAAGAAAAGAUAUCUUACAUAUAAUCGGAACUUUAACACGUUGAGAAAGAAAGUAAUAUGUCACUUUUCAUAUUCCGCGUACAUAUUGUACAUAAUAGUAAAAUUUUAGAGAUGUUU